Molecule: messenger RNA, 1482 nt
Organism: Aureobasidium namibiae CBS 147.97
Lineage: Eukaryota; Fungi; Ascomycota; Dothideomycetes; Dothideales; Saccotheciaceae
Exons: 5
Coding region: 1-1482 (493 amino acids)
Biological process (GO): DNA replication; DNA strand elongation involved in DNA replication
Cellular component (GO): delta DNA polymerase complex
Molecular function (GO): DNA binding
Source: RefSeq, a predicted model, not a curated record
AUGGCGCCUUCGAAUUCUGUGGAUGCGCUAUUACAAUCUCCCUCAAAUGAGGAAUACCAGACUCUGGAGCGCACGCCAUCGUCGUACAACCCCCUCCGAUCCUUCCAUCUAGCCAAAGGUCAACAGAAGCAUUACCAACAACAAUAUGCCGACAUGUACUUUGCUCGUCUGGCUGUCCUCAAGCCUGCCGUAGAACGUGUUGCCAGUGAAGCGUGGGAUGGUUUCGAGAUUGGCGGAGAUGAGGUGCACAAAGUCGAUCGUGUGCUCGACGUCCGACAAGGCGAGUUGGUCUGGGUCGCCGGCACCGUCUACAUGGAAAUGCCUCUCAAGCCCAACAUUCUCGACGACAUCUCGAAACAUCACUGGAUUGCCGCACCGCCCCCUCGGCUGAAGUUCACGUCUGGAGAAAGCGAUCAAAUCAUGCUCGAAGACGAAUCUGGUCGACUACGCUUGACGGGCAGUUUCCUUAGCUCGUGUUUACUGGUGACGGGCUGCAUCGUGGCGGUCAUGGGAACAGAGAACGCUAAUGGCGACUUCGAAGUCAUCGAUCUCAAGCUGCCUGAGCUUGCACCACAGCCCGAGCGAUGGUCAUUACGCGAGAGCGACGCCGCAAGCAAGAAGAAGGCUGAAAAGAAGGAGAAGGCUGGCAAGAUUGCUAUCGUCUCGACGUUGGGUGUCAGUGGUAAUUCUGGCGACACAAUGGCUCUGGACUUGCUUGUCGAAUACCUUCUCGGAGAGUCGGCCUCACCAACCGAGCAAGACAAAAUAUCGAGCAUAUCACGACUCUUGAUUGCUGGCAACUCUCUGUCUGCAGCGAAUCCCAUACCUGGUGGAGAAGAGGCAGCAAAGAAGCCAUCCGCUGUCAAAAAGUAUGGUUACGACGCUUCUGCUUACAACCCUGCUCCAACCGAUCGUCUGGACUCUCUAUUGGAGUCAUUGCUACCCUCAAUACCUAUCACCAUGAUUCCAGGCGAGCAGGACCCUACACAUACAUCACUACCUCAGCAACCUAUGCACUCUGCCCUCUUCCCGAGAAGCAGAGCCUACAUGGCAGCACCAAACUCUGAAGACUCGGCCUGGUUCGAUGCUGUCACAAAUCCUUGGGAGGGCGAUGUGGAUGGUUGGAGAAUCCUUGCCACCGGUGGCCAGCCGAUCGAUGAUGUUUUCAAAUACGUCGAAGGUGACGAUCGAAUGGAGAUGAUGGAAGCUACGUUACGCUGGAGGCUGAGCGCGCCCACUGCCCCAGAUACGUUGUGGUGCUAUCCAUUCCAAGAUAAAGAUCGCUUUGUCAUCGAAGCGACUCCUCACGUCUACAUUGUAGGCAACCAGCCUCGUUUCGAGUCCACCGUCGUAGAAGGACCCGACGGUCAGAGCUGUCGAAUAAUCUCGGUACCACGUUUCAAGGAUACCAGUGAACUGCUUUUGCUGGACAUGGAGUCACUUGAAGUCGAGGUCAUCAAGUUUGGUGUUUAUCAGACUUGA